GAGUACCUGAGUAAUAUGGUACUUAGCUACUUGUCUUUGCCCAGUGUGUUUCAAAUCUGGUCCUGUGGAUCUACAGGGGUUGCCAGCUUUUGUUCCAAUGUCAGGCGAUUUGGUGAAUUGGGUGUGCUGGGCUGGAACAAAAGCCUGGGGCCCCAGGACCUGAAUUGAAGCCUGCAUGCAUGUAAUCCCUACUUUUUAUUCGGUUAAAAGAGCCCAUUGUCAUCAGCUGGAGAUUUUCUCAGCAUUGCCCCACCACAACUCUACUUGGCAGCUGUUGUGAAAGUGGAUAGUGCAGUUGUGUACCCUUCGAUUGUAUGGCAACAUGCAUCACGCCCUUCCCUCCUCCAACUGCUAGCCAUAACCUGGAACUAAAGCGACGCUGAAAAUUACGUGAAAAAUAAAUAAAUAAUGCAAACUGGGGUGUGCAUUUUGUCGCAGAUGCUGCAGUCUGUUUUUGUUAAGAAUACUGGACUGUGUUUGUAAUAGGGGUUUGUUCCCUGAAAGAUUGCGAUUGGAAUAUGAACACCGACAAGACAUAGACAGCAUCGCUAUCAUCGAGUGACCUGGAUGUGAAAUCCAAAUAGGCCGUAUAUUGGUCUAUUAUUUUGACAGCACAGGAUCAGAGAAGAGAAAAAAAAACAUCGCGAAAGCGAGAGGGUGAUGAUAGGAGUUGCUAGUUAGCUAACUAACACAUCAUCAGGACUUGAUUCCAUCGUGUGUUACAAUCGGCAUUGCGAGACUAAUGGUGGACAUAGUCAGGCGUGCAAUGUUAGCCAGUCAGCUAGCUAGCUAACCAGCAGGCUGGAAUGGAAAAUAAGUACUGUCAUAUGAUUUUAGCCAGUUAGCUAGCUAACCUGGCUAAUGGGUAGAAGAGAGCUAGCUAGCCAUGUAUUUCAAUCGGUACAUACUCAUAGUUUCUUGCUAAUUACGUUAGCUUCUUUGCUAGUUACCCGUUUUAUCCCGUAGAAUAUUGCUAGUUUGCGGUUUUUUUGUGCACGCGUACUCCCACGUUUCUUAUUGAUGGAAAUAACCAUUUUGCUGCUGUUGUGACGUGAAACACUGAAAGCUGGCUAGCAAGUUGCUAGGUAACAUAAUUAGCUUGAUAGAUAAACAAUGGCUCAAGAGGCGUUUCCUUUACAUUUUCUGGUUUGGAACAACCAAUACCUUGAGCUUGAACGGGAACUACAGAAAAACGAGGAGAAUGUGGAGCGCUUGGACCCGCGGGGGCGCACCCCGCUAGAGCUGGCCGUGUGUCUAGGCCACCUGGAAUCAACCCGUGUGCUGCUCAGACACUGCGCAGACCCGACGCACUGCAACGCGCAGAGCUGGACUAUUUUGCAGGAGGCAGUGAGCACAGGGGACCCCGAGCUUUGUCAGCUGGUGCUGCAGUACAGAGACUUCAAGCGAGCCACAGAGAGACUGGCUGGCAUCCCAGAACUGCUCAGCAAGCUAAGACAGGCCCGGGAUUUUUACGUGGAGAUGAAAUGGGAGUUCACUAGUUGGGUGCCCCUGGUCUCCAAGGUGUGUCCCAGUGAUGUGUACCGUGUGUGGAAGAGUGGCUCGUGUCUCCGGGUGGACACCACUCUACUGGGCUUCGAGCACAUGACCUGGCUCAAGGGCCGUCGCAGCUACAUCUUUAAGGGCGAAGAGAAUGGUGCCGUGGUGAUGGAGGUGGACCAUGACAAGCAGGUGGUGUACACAGAGCCUCUGUCUCUCUCCCCGCGGGACGCCCCAUCUCUCCUGGCUGCCAUGCUGCCCACCCAGGAGAACACCGCCCAGAGACUCACCUCCCCCAUCGUCUCCACACACCUCAACACACGCAACAUCGCCUUCGAGAGGAACAAGUCUGGCAUUUGGGGCUGGCGCUCUGAGAAGAGUGAGGCAGUCAGUGGCUACGAAGCAAAGGUAUACAGUGCCACUAAUGUGGAGCUGGUGACUCGAUCAAGAACAGAGCACCUGUCGGACCAGGACAAGUCAAAGAGCAAAGGCACCAAGACUCCUCUUCAGUCCUUCCUGGGGAUAGCUGAGCAGCAUACCGCUCAUAAUGGGAGUAAUGUUUCUCAGUGUGCCAGCCCCCAUAACCCCACGGCCAUCACAGCUGAGGAAUACUUUGACCCAGAGUUCCAACUAAACGAACGAGACAUCGGACGCCCCGUGGAGCUCACCAGCAAAGUCCAGAGGUUUAAGGCCCAUCUGUGGUUGAGUGAGGCUCACCCUCUGUCAUUGGCUGAGCAGGUCACGCCCAUCAUUGACCUCAUGGCCAUCUCUAACGCCCACUUUGCCAAACUACGUGAUUUCAUCACCCUGAGCCUGCCCCCUGGCUUCCCUGUCAAAAUAGAGAUCCCUCUGUUCCAUGUGUUGAAUGCUAGAGUGACCUUCAGUAACCUGUGUGGCUGUGAUGAGCCUGUCAGCUCUGUCAAUGUACACACACCAGAGGAGGCCCCCGAAGCUGGGCAGGCCCCCCCUCCCUUUCACUGCGAGGUGGACCCCUCCGUUUUUGAACCACCCCCGGACUACACCACGCUUGGUCCGGGCCGCAGCGAGCCAAUGAGAGACGAGGAUGAUAACUUGCUGCAGUUUGCCAUCCAGCAGAGCCUAUUGGAUGCAGGGACAGAGAGCGACCAGGUGACUAUAUGGGAAGCUCUGACUAACAGUCGUCCUGUUUCUGGGCACAUACAGUCACCACUGUACGAGGACGACUCUCAGCUGGAGAGGGCGAUCCAGGAGUCCCUGUCGAUCUCAUUGGCUAGUGGUGAGGAAGGAGAUCCCGCAUCUCCCCUGUCAGUCUCGUCGUCGGACCCCGGAGCCAACUCCCCUCCCUCCUACAGCUCAGUGGCUGAGCCGCGGUUGCCGGGGCCGUUUUCCGUGGUGAACAGCUUUGACGAGCAGCUACGCAUCGCCAUGGAACUCUCGUGCAGGGAGCAGGAAAAGAUGGACAGGGAAAGGCAGCAGGAAGAGGAGGAGCUGGAGAGGAUCCUUCAGCUUUCCCUCUUAGAGAAGUAGCCAUGACGACCGUAGAGGCGGGGUCUUGAUUGAGGAACAAACGUGUUAAUUUAUUUAAUUGUUUUAUCCUGCAGUGUUAAAUUAUUAUUAUUUUAUUGUUUAUUUUAUGAUGUGUUAAUGGGGCACUGAAAGAGUAUUGGACCAGAAUGCAGGGAGGGAGGGAGUUGGACAUGGUACUGGCCGCAGGGUGGGUAUAAGCAAUAGGGUGGAAACUACUUUCCAUUCACCAGUGGGCAACUGCCAUAUUUGCUGUCGCCUGUCCAGUGGGAAAGGUUGGUUAGAGAGAUGGAAAGGGGGAGAGGUACUGGGAGGGAAAGAUGGUCAAACUAGCAGUGAGGCUAUGAGAGCAGAUACUUUUGGAUGGAUGAAGAGGGAUUGAGAGAACUUUUCUUUUAGUUUUCUUUUUCACAACCCUGCUGUCAUUAUUUGAGUGAUAAAAAUCCUUAAACCUUUGACCUAUGAUACAAGCUAAUAAUAGUGACAUACGAUUUUAAAAAUGCUUAUAUAAGAUUAUUGAAAAAAAUAUAAAUUAUGUUAUAAUGUUUGAAACAGAAUUAUGUUGGUUGACUCUUGCGUGUGACUUGGAAAAUACAUUUACUCAAUGUUCCUGAAGAAUUUGUGUGGUAGUCCAUUUCUGAAUGUGUGUGUGUGAAGAUGAGAAGCUGACCAUUCACAGACAUCUUGGUCAGUGUUAGUCUUUAUGCAAAAUGUUAUUACACAAAAUCUAUAUAACAUUGUGUUAUUUUCAACUCGAGAAAAGCAGGAGCUGUAAAAAUAAAAUAUAAAAAAAGCCAGCAUGAUUCAAACAAGACGAUAUUUACAUAUCAUUACAGUUUAAACUUGAUUUUUUUGUAGGGCUUAUUUGAAAAAAGUAGUUUGAAUUACAUUUGAUUCACUGAAAUCCAUUCUACACAUAUUGGCAUUGGCACAAGGAUGAUUUUCAAGAUGUUGCCUUGCCAUCAUGACUUUAUGGUACAAAUUCCACUGCUUGUAUACCACUUUGUGAGAAAUAAAACCAUGCUAGAUGUUGUAGAUGACGUAGCUACAUACUGUUAGUGGUGAUUUAGACAACGCCCUUGUAGAGUUGAUUAAACUGGAGUGUGUUUUCCUCUGUGACAGUG
This is a messenger RNA of Coregonus clupeaformis (lake whitefish), 4124 nucleotides long. RefSeq names its product ankyrin repeat domain-containing protein 13D. Gene Ontology annotation, molecular function: protein binding. NCBI's taxonomy places the organism in Eukaryota, Metazoa, Chordata, Actinopteri, Salmoniformes, Salmonidae. Gene Ontology annotation, cellular component: cytoplasm. The coding region runs from base 1114 to 3003 and encodes 629 amino acids. The record is from RefSeq and is a predicted model, not a curated record. The transcript has 16 exons.